Molecule: messenger RNA, 363 nt
Organism: Staurois parvus
Lineage: Eukaryota; Metazoa; Chordata; Amphibia; Anura; Ranidae
Source: the annotation of a GenBank genome assembly
UCAGCAACUUAUAAUGGGACUGCAGUGGGCAUUCUGACACUGGAGGGAACUGACUUGGUGUCACUGACAUCUCCAGUGUCACCAAUACAGUGAUCAGUGCUAAUAAAAAGCACUGACACUGUACUAAUGGCACUGGGCAGGAUGGGGUUAACAUGUGGGGCAAUCAAAGGGUUAACUGUGUGCUGUGUGUAUUUUACUAAGUGUGCUGUGUUUCACUGUAAUCCUACUGCUUUGAAUGGCUCUGCUAAGCAGAGCCAUACAAAGCAAUAUGCAGGAGCUGACAGGAGAGAGAUCUGUGUUGUUUAUACUCAGGUCUCUACCCCAUCGGAGAUACUCGGCAAUCACUGGGGGCAGGCGAAAAAU